AAGAAACGAGAAAAGUGUAUUAUUGCCACACAACACACACAAACACUCGUUCGCUCGCUCGCUCACUCAAUACGCUCUCUCCCACACACACACACACACACACGACAUUCUCGCUCUCACUCACUCCAUCUAAUAGCAAGCUCCAAAGCUCGUGGAGACCGAUAUCUGUGUGUUUGUGUGUCUGAGUGUGUUGGAGACAACAUUUUGGCGCCAAAAUUUUGACAUUUCGUUUUGGGUUUCUUGUGCCAAACAAGUGUCGAAAGCAGAGACGUGAAAACUGCGUCGUACAGCCAAACAAAACAGAAAAGACGACCAAAACGAAAACGAGAUACAGUCUCACCCAGUUGCCCCCCUUCACCCACAAAUAAAGUUGCAAUCAUGGUUAGUGCAACUUGUGCACCAGUUCGCCAAUUGAAUCGCAUUAAACGCGAUCUUUUCGGUUCGGCUAAGACAAAUCAACUGCCAGAGAACAAAACACCCUUUGGUGCUGAACUUGAACGGCAUCAGGAGUUGGCCACCCAAAAAUGGGGUUUCGAUUUCCGUUCCGGUUGCCCAGUAGUGCCAGAGAAGACACAUUUCGUUUGGGAACGUGUCAGCUUUCAAGAGUCUAGCUUUGCUCCCGAAAUGUAUACCCUUACCCGUGCUGCUCAUGUCCGACCACGUGCAGAGGAUCCCUCCAGUGAUAUGGAUCUGCUGAUGAAUGAACGUGCCGAACGUGAGCAUUUUGGUAUCAAUUCGUCGAUGGAAUCACAAACGGACAAUGAUUCCUGCUAUGACUCACAGGAUGAGUCGCCGCUACGUUUGCCUACCAGCAAUUUAAGAAGUUCCCCAAGGAGGAGUUCGACUGGCCAACGCAAGAGGCAGUUAAAAAUCACAGAAUUCAUGAAGGAACGUAAACGUCUGAUUCAAGCGCCCAAAAAACUAACGCCUGCCAAACGCCUGCGUAGCAGUUCACCAACCUCCUCCACUUCCUCCACAGCAAUUAUGGCUGGCAUGCUGAAGCGUCCACGACACAAUUGAACAAAAUAUUGAAUUUCACCCAAACACAAAACAAAAAUCAGCAAUUUCUAUAAUCUUACUUAUACUUUUAUACACCCAUAUAUAUAUAUAACUAUAUAGUUUAUUUUCCAUUUUUUUUUGGUUAAACAUUUUUUUCACAAAUGCUGCUACAGAAAAGAUUUCAAUUUCAAAGUUCUCUACACACAUUUCUGUUUCUAAUGUGCAGUGCAAGGGCGAAAGUUGCGAAUAUUACUAUAUAAAUAUAUAGAAUAUAGAUAAAACUAACACUUAACCAGUCUAAUACAAAACGAACACCCCUUAUUAAGUUAGCUAAAUCUAAGUGAAAAAUCGAUAUAAAACUGAAAACUUUUUUCGAUUUCUCUAGUGAGAAAUGCCAUAUACUAAGUGAUUAGUUCUUAAAACACAAAACAAAAACCUUUAAAUCUUAAAAGAAAAGACCUUUCCGUGGAGUCAAAAUUUCAACUUUAGAACCAUGAAAUUAACUUUUAAACAAAAAACUAAAACGAAACCAUGAAUAACAUAAUUUUGUAAGUGAUAAAUUUUUGCAAAAACGUAAAAACUUUUUGAGAAAAUUUAUCUCAAGAAAAAAUGACAAUCUCAUUUGAGUUCUAAUUAGAGCUCUUGUGACUUUUGUUAAAAAUUUCGAAAAAAAACACAAAAAAGAAAGAAGGAAAAUCAUGAAGAUUAUUAGAUAUUUUAUUUUCAUGAUUUUGAUUUUCUUUGUAUUUAAACUUUAAAUGUAAGGAAUUUUUUUUCCUUAAUUAAUACGACCAGUGUGAAAAGCGAUUUGUUAAAAUUUAUUCAACUAAUUUCUGUACUUUUGGCCAUUAUUUUUAAACUGGCCAAAAUUACAUAAAAUUUGUUAAAUGCAUUUAAAUUUUUAUAAUUUGCUUUCGAACAAAAUGUUUUUUUGAGCACUUCUUUCUCUUUGAACUAUCAUGUACAAAAUCUUAGAAUUAAACAUAGGCUGAGCCUAUAUACAUAUAUAUAUCUAUACAUAUAUCCUAUUAUAGAUAUAUAUAUGCAUAAAAUUAGAAUUAAAAUUAGUUUAUUUAAGUAUUUAACUAAGAACAAAAUCCAAAGUAUUCUCUUCUAAUAUUUAUAUAUAUACACCCACAUAAAAAUUGUAUAAUACGCAAAUUAUACAAACCAACUCAAUGCACUUCAAUAAUAAAAAAAAACACAAAAAUAUACACAAAAAAAGGAAAAGAAAAAA
This is a messenger RNA of Drosophila willistoni, 2236 nucleotides long. It is a transcript of the gene dap, whose product is annotated as cyclin-dependent kinase inhibitor 1. Gene Ontology annotation, molecular function: cyclin-dependent protein serine/threonine kinase inhibitor activity. Lineage: Eukaryota; Metazoa; Arthropoda; Insecta; Diptera; Drosophilidae. The record is from RefSeq and is a predicted model, not a curated record. Gene Ontology annotation, cellular component: nucleus. Gene Ontology annotation, biological process: regulation of cell cycle. Bases 379 to 1020 code for a protein of 213 amino acids. The transcript is spliced from 3 exons.